AUGAAGUCUUAUGAUGGCGUCAAGGGUCGGUGCGUGACGUGUAGGAAAUCAAUGUCACGAUAUCAUGCAUGGAAUCAGAGUCCAGUAUAAAACCAUUGCCAAAUUGCCGUUAACUUUAAAAAUAACAUAGAGGCAGUGACAUUUGUGUACUACCAAGUUAAAUCUCACUUGCACUUAUAAUUUUAGACUCAUUUUAUCCAAAAGUAAUACUCCUUUUCACAGUACUUUCUCACAGUUUCAAUAUGGCGGACAUCGAAAAGUCCUCAUUAGCAAACUUCGGGGAGGUCGUAUCGAAAAACUUAAAAAGAUCCCACAGAAAUGAAAAGAAAACAUAAAACAUCUAUCCGUAAACUAUAGAGAAAGCUUAUUCUGAGGAUUUAUUUUGGCGUAUAUGUACCGACUUUUAUGUCACUUUGGAGCCAUUCAGAAAAGGCAACGACGUGCACGUGCCUCUCCAUGGAUCUUAUACAGUAAGCAGUCUUCAAUAUAAACAAUAUCUAAUUUACCAAGGGGCGAACUAUUUCUUCAUAGUAAGAAAUCAUUUAUUGGCUUUAUCCCGCUAACUUGAGAGAGCCACGAAUAAAGUGAAAUUUCAGUUCAUCAAAGAGUUCAUUUUGGUUCAAAACGGACCAAACCGAUUCUAUUUAAUUCGCCUUAUAAACGCAAAAAAUUAGACCAAAUUAACCCUCUUUUGUUACCUACGAUACAAUAUUCUAUCAAUGUUUUAAAAAAGUAUCAGCGAAAACGAAUUUUGAGCUUUACUGACGAUUACUAUUCAUACCCACUGCAGAUUGCUACAAAAUUUACUCUGGGCACUAAAUUAAAUUAUUCGUACUCACCUCAGAAUUGAAAUAUCUGUACUCCGGCUACGUUUCUGGUAAAGCGCACACGAUUAAACCAAGAAUUUAUACCAAAUUUUAACUGCAUGUGGCCUUUUCAAUCAUUACCAAACCUUGCAAUCACUUCCACUCUUAUAAGUUAAGCUUAGUAACAUAUGUCGGAAGUGAGUGUCAUUGACAAGAAAAACAGACGGUUUAAAGUUUCUGAAGGUACCCUAGCCCGCCACUGACCCACUAAUGGCCUUGUCAAUACUGAAUCUAUCGCAUUCAAUCCUGUUCAGAGGCCAAAACAAGAGUAUUCAUAAUCUAGAUUCGUUAACAAUGCGAAAGAAAAGGAUGCUAUCUCUAAUUGCAAUUUAAAAGACACUUUACGUUUUGCAAAGGAGGGUUACCUCUUAACUUGGAACAGACAAACCGUCAGGCCGGUAAUUGUCCUUAGAACUAAUUAUAGAUGUCUAUUGACGUCACUAUAAUAAAAAGGAUAGUUUUAUUGCGCACAACUAUCCUUAGAACUAAUUAUAGAUGUCUGUAAACGUCACUAUGAUAAAAAGAAUACUUUUAUUGCGCAUUUCCGAGGCUGUCUAUCUCAGUGAAAGGGAGUACCGGGAUCCUGCGGGGAAAAAUGUAUGUCUCUGAAUGUUUUUUCAAAGUAGCAGUAAAGACUAUUUGGGCCAAGUUUUACAAAUGGCAAUUUAAUUAAAGUGCCAACGUUUAAGUAAAUCUAGCAGUUUCCGUUCGCAAAGCCCUAACUGAACAACUCUCGGUUUUCUCUAUCAAAUAGCUUUCUCAGUUACGGACACAUUUUUCAGACGUACGAACGGUGUAGAAUUGGUCCUUGAAGGUGCACUGUCAUAUUAAUGCAAUGUAAAGCAAAACAGAUACCUCCUUAGCUUGUGUAAGCCAACCCCUCACCUCACACAGACCGAUACCUCUUCAAUUCAAAAUGAUCUGUAGCAGCUCCUGGAGCUACCAAAAAUAUUUGUAUAAAGCUUGAACAAACACUACACCUGGGCCUUAAGGCCGAUACACACGGGGGGUUUGCUCCCGGAGCAUGCUCCAGGGGCACGCUCCGGGAGCAAAGCUCCUCCGCGUGUACCAACGAUUUCAUGGGUAUACCUCAUCCUCGGGAGCAGAAUUUCCACCCCGCAAAAUGCUCCACGAUAUUUAACCGGUUAAAUAUUUGGGAGAAAGCGCCCGGAGCAAAUUGAGCGAACUUGAAAACGCUCCCUCGUGUGUACUGACACGUGCAAAAUGAGCAUGGAGCAUGCUCCGGGAGCAAAACCCCUCGUGUGUAUCGGCCUUUGACGACUUUCAAUGUGUCGAGGAAGCCGUUUAAUAAACUAGAGAAUGUUAAGCCUUUUUAGCCCACACAAUCUAAUUCUGAUCUCAGUGGUCGGACGUUCUAACAACAUCUCCUUCAUUGGCUUUAAUUAAUCCUUAAGGGUGCUGGACCAAACCCCCACAAAACAGCAUUUUGGUAGCUUUUAGGACUCCCCCGGUUAACCAUGUUAACUGGUUCUGGAAUUUUCAAAUGAGCGGCACUCGCCAUUAUUGCGAGGGUAGUCCGCCCACUCGGCAGCCAACUAAACUGCUGAGAUUUUGCAAUCGCUUCGACAAUCGAAUCAUCCAUCCAUUCAUUUCUUUUUUUUUUUUUUUUUUUUCAAUCGACAGUGUAAAGAAAUUUAUGGUACAUUAAAGAUAAUGCACAUUUCUAACUAAAUAGACCUUGUCACGGUUUUCGACGCCAUCUUGACGAGUAGGCAAACGUGUGAGAAACUACAGUGUUUAUAUGAAAAUCUGAAUGUCGAAUAAUUUCCAUAACUGACGGCUGUUCUGAAAUAAUCAAUAAAAUAUCAAUUGUAAACUAAAGCUACAAGGCAAAGGAUUGCGCUAAAAAAUUUGGCGGGGGGGCAUACCUGUGCUUAAAUUUCUCCAGAGGCUUGCUUUGGAUUUUCCCUAUAUUUGUCUGUAAUUUUUCCCCGGACUUUCUUACAGACAAAGAACGGUAUAGAAAAUUUUAAAAAGUGGUUCUAGGUCUUCUAGCGCAUGUAACGCCCUCAAUUUUUUUCAGUAGCCGAUCCUUAGGCGUGAAGCUUUAGUUUACAAUUGAUUUUUUUUUUUUUUAACCCAGCUGUUCUACGGAAAUUAUUCGACAUUAGAUUCUCAUACAAAUACUGUAAUUUCUCACGCAUUUGCCUACUCGUCAAGAUGGCGUCCAAAACCGUGACAAGGUCUAUUGUUUACAAGAUCAAAUCUUUAAAGUGGCAAAGGCAAGGAAGCCUAUAUAGAAGCCGGGGGCUUAUAAACAAUGGGCUUCCCGGAUCAGAAAAGGAUUCCCACCCCCUAGCUAGGAUGGGUCAGGGUUAAAGUAUACAGUCUAACACUAGAGCUGUCACGUUCUUACGUUUCGUACAUUGUACUUCAGUUUAAGGUAAUUUAAAACAUACUUGCAACAAGCAAACCUUUACGUGCUACGACUGAUUUGUGACUCAUUAACAUAAUUAUACGCUCAACGCUACUGAAUUAAACACAUUAUUUACUAAUAGAUCACUUCCUCUUACGCUGGUCCCUCGCUGUAGCCUUUUUGGGGACAUUACAAAUGUGUUUAGGCCAACCACUCUAAACAAUAAUUGACAUUAUCGGUUACAAGAGACUUGUCGAACAAUAUAAUUCUGUAUAAGCUUUUUGAUAACACGAAACACGGAUAUUCAUAUAUAAACUAGAACGCGAUAAGUUCUAAUAGAGCUUUCAAGCCCUCAAUUCCCUUCCCAUUCCCUUUCGAACGCCUGCCACGCAGGCUAUCAAACUGACGACGACGACAGCAUUUAACAUGGCCAUGUUACACGGGACGUUUCACAACGACGAUUAUCAGUGUAACACAGCGUCGCAGCAUUGUCGCGACAUUGUUAUCAAAUGGUAAAAAAGAAAGUUUCAACGUUGGUGUCCUAAAAAUCGUCGUCGCAAUAGUCUCGUAUAACAUCACUUUUAAACGUCUGGUCAUCCCCAUCGCAAGAAUCGUAUCAAAAUGAGUUUUAGCGAUAUCAAAAACACAUCAUAUAUAUAAAUAAAAAAAACUGUUUAACUUCCCUCGCGUGGAACUCCCUUAUUUGGCCUAAACGGGUAUGUGCCGCUGAAUAGGGUAAUUGGUUUUCAUGGUCUUCAGUCGAUCUUAAAGUUUAAACAGGGUGAUAUAAUCAAUUUCACUACGCGUGUAUCGUCACACUUAUUGGUACCAUUCUUUAGCCCUCACUACGAGACUACGACAACAAGGCUCUUUUCCACUUACAAGGGUAAACCGGUCGGAUCACAGUUUGGGCAAAUGGUAAGGAAAUUUUCAGACUAGUUUAUGGCAUAAGAGGGUCCCAUGUUCAAAUGUCACCAAGAGUACUUCGUAUGAAGGCAGACCUGUGUAAAAACGCACCUUCUCGUCACCUUUAAAGAAUUCCCUGUCUGGUGCUUGAUAGCCGCUACUUUUGGGGACAAGAUAGUCAAAUUCUUCUGUCUGGGUUUCAGCGUCCUUGUCGGGCGCUUCUAAACAGCCAGUUUCUCGAUAUAAAUAAUCGAAUGCCUCUGUUUGGGUUUCAGCGUCCUUGUCGGGCGCUUCACAUCUGACAGUUUUGCGAUAUAAAUAAUCGAAUGCUUCUGUUUGUGUUUCUACACCAGUUGCCAUACUUUCUUGUUGUUGUUCUGCUUCGUUAGCACAAACAACUGGAGCAUCUUCAUGCGCGAGAUCCAUCGCUUCAACAUCUCCCAAGGUACUUGCUGAAUCGCUGGAAAAAUUUAUAUCCACAACCCGUGGACCGCUUUCAUUCAGAAGUGUCAUUUUCUUCGCCGCCUCGAGUUGCUGUUGUUCUAAGGCACUCUUCCUUCGAGCUUUUGCUCUUUCAGCCCGUUCGGUCGCCGCCUCGGAGCUUUUUUCUCUGUAUCUCUUUUUGCCAAGGUUUAAACUCGGAGCCCAAUCGACGUUGUGUUUAUCCCAGCGCUGGGAAGGUUUGCCAGACACGAAGUGGCGGCCACAAACUCUUUCACUCUUUAAGAUGUCCUUGUAUUUCACAUCGUCUCUGCUAAUCGCAGAAAUCCACUUCUCGCGCCUCAUUCUCGUUAGUUCCUCCGUUUCUUCACCUUGAUUAUAAAUAACCGAAGGUAUACAAAACAUACCAACUCCUUUUGCUGUAUCGCUUUUGCUCGCACAGCCUACAACAAUACACAUAACCAUUGUUACAUCUCGGUCCUUCUCCAGUCGCGCGUCUCUUCGAGUCAGCUUUGUUUACAUGUCAGGGGCACCAAUAUGGCGGACGCCGCACGUGGUCAAUUUACAGGUCACGUGGGUGAAAACCAAGAAUACGGGCGUAAAUUUUGGCUCAAUCCCGAACCCGACUUUCGAUCCCGAAUCUCGCCCUAUUCUGAAUCCAAACCUUCAAAUAAAACCGUAUCCCUGAACCCGAAAAACGCGUUGGGGGCCCUAAAAAAAAAGUAACGCCGAGAAAGCCUGAACUUAAAUUUAGCCCCCUGUAAGGGAAUCCGAAUUCCGGAAAUCGGAGAAAUUUUUUCUUGUGUGAAUCCGGCUCCUGGGCCUUAGAAUCGGGAAUGCAGCUCAAGGAAACCAAAAUCUCAAAUACGAUUAGAAUCCGGAAUCCAAUUUCCACUGACAAAGGACCCGGAAUCCAGUAACUGGAUCCGGAAUCAAUUGAUCACUGCAGAAAUACCAUAACAUACCAUAAUAGAAUAAUUUUUAACUUCAAAUAAUUUUAAUACCAUAAUUUCAACUCCCAAGAGAAACUGAAGACAAUGCUUAUGCAAAAUUUUGGGGUGACAAACAAAGAACAUUAUGGUAUGUUAUGGUAUUUUCUGGAGUGGUCGAUGGGGAGGCGUGGAAUCCAGAAUCCAAGAUUGUUUUGGAUUCCCUCACAUGGAGUCAGUUUAGCGUCGCUGCUCGUCUACUAGAAAGGGAGAACGAAGCGGUAUAAAGUUAGUGUGUAAGUUCAUUCGUAAGUUCCCCAUCAAAAAAUUUUUAUAACUACGCUUCAUGGAGGGCGUGUAAUGUUAUUUAAGAUAUCGACUUCAAAAAAAUCUACCUAAGUUUGACAAACGGAGCGUGUUAGAUAAAACGAUGAGGAAUAUUUUUUUUUAUUUCGCAUUUCAAUUUUUGAAAGAAGUUGGGGGGGUGCCAUAAUAACAUGAAAUGCAUCUUGCACAUGUCGACAACAACUCCUGUUUAUCUCAUGAUGUUGAAUUGUUUGUUGUUUGUUUGUGUUUGUGAAAUAAAUUAAAGGGCGAGUUUUAUCAAGGACACAUGCAGAUUGCCGUUAACUUCGUCCAUAAAAAGAAAGAAGAAAAGCCAUUUCGUUUUUUUUUUUUUUUUUUUUUUUUUUUUUUUUGGGGGGGGGGGGGACUAGUAUUUUAUUUCCAUAAGACGAUAGUUAGGAACAAGGCAUUGAGCUGUAUCUGAAUUCAUGAAAUUGACAAUGCUUUCAGUUUUAUGCAGCUCUAUUUAAUAUUAUAGCUUUCGUGGUGUCAGUUUAAAGUUUAAAAAUAUAUUUAGUAGAGGGGGCUAGCUAGGUGACCUUUUAUUAGCAUUAGGUGGUCCCCAAAGCCAAUAUCUAAAAGAAAUCCAUUCAUUUGGUGACUCUAAUAAACACCAAAAAAAGCCGAAUCACGCCUGAGGCCAUCAGUAUACGUACAGGCAACCGAGGUAGUUCAAAGUGAAACUGAAAUUUUGAAGUUCCUUGUCUGAGUUCUACGAAUGCAGAUAAAAAAUGCUAGACAUCAAUAUUUAUAUCUUGAGCUGGAUUUUGAGAGCAUUAGGUCGCGAAAUAGGCCUUUUCCUUCAUCUCCAACAUAAACCUACAUAGUUAACAUAAAAACCAAAAGUGUAACUAAUGCAAUUCUAUCCCCCCUCACGUCCUUUCUUUCUCCUCGCUCUUAUAGUUACUCCUCUUCUUUUCUUUCGUCACUUGUGAAUUUCGGUCGUUAUCGGACGCAAAAAAGCGUUCCUUCUGGCCCUUUUCCACGCAGAUGGCGCCAAAUUUCUCUAGGUUUGUGUUUUUCAUUAUCAUUAAGGUCACAUAUUGCCACGGCGGCGGCGCCGGCUUACUUUAGUGCUUAUAAGUAAGUCAUAACAACCUAUUUGCUUACUUAUGACGAACACCUUACAGUGGAACAUAACUUUAAUAGUUCCGUUAGCAUUACUAGAAAUAAAAUGCAAAACAUAACAAAGCUAUUUCCCCACGUUUCCUUCUUCGCAUGUCAGUAAACAACGUAAAUGAUAAUUACCAAGGUAAAACACAUAACCUGCCUUAACCAAAGACCAAUAAUAGUGCAUUUAAAACAUAAAUACUAGAUCACCACAUCACCUCGGGUGGUCUUUCUACACAUUUUCCGUUAUUGAAUUAUAAGACUGAAAUAAGAUGAAUCGAAACAGAAACGUCACUUAGCGCCUCAGGAGGUCUUCUUCGUGAUCUCAUGUAGUUCAAAACGCAAAGCAGACGAUGAAUCAUCACAAACUUGUUAACAGCCGGAGGCAGCAUUGUUGCGAAUUAGGGAUAUGGAGUCCAAAAAGUUAUUUGUCUUCAUAACGUUGUGGUUUAUUCUAAGCUGUGAGCUGUUAAGCCGGACAAGUUCUGAUGCGUUUGAGGGGCCAAAACGGAGGAAUUACAGACGGCGAAGGCGACUUGAUCAAAGAAGACGUUUUGAAAGACGCGAAAGAAGGGAUGAUGCUUUUGUGUCUUCCGUCUUAAGGAAGAACUUGCACGGCGUGUCCAAUUUGGUACUGUUUUGUUUUAAGUUAGAAAUAACAAUUAGUAUUCUAUACCACUAUUGAUUAGCAAAAUUUGAUAGUCAGUUUGAUUUAUGAAGCUCUGAGUAGGUUAAACAGAACUUGGCAAUAGUCAUUUCGAACGAGUAUAAGGCCAUUUAUUGGAAAACCAUUGUUGAGUAUACUUGGUAUACCCAAACCCUGAAUUGCUGAGUUACUGUUCUGAAAAAGAAAGUAAGAAAGAAAAGAUAAAGUCCAGAUCCUAUGUUCUCUACUUUUACCUAAAGAUAAACUUUAUUUUUAUCCGUCAUCUUAUUUCUUCACUAUGAAGUCUUAAAUAACUAAUCGUUGGACAAUUUGUCAGACAAUUUGUUCUUAAAGCACUUCUUUAUUCUAACUCCAAGCCUACGUCCACCACAACCUAUUGCACAGCUUUUUGCGGACUAUUAGCGGGCCAAACGAAUCGUGUUUAUCUAGGGGUAAAAGACUGAAGGAAAAAAAGCCCUAUUGAAUCGACAACAUUGCGGAAGAUAAAUCGCACCAAGAAUGGAAGAGGAAAUAGGAACACCGACAAAAGAAAAAAAUUAAUAACUUGAAUAUAGUACAAGAAAGAAUACCGCUUGCUUUGUUUGCACGUCUCCGUGCGUAAAUACAAAAGAACAGGUUGAAUCAACAAUGCUCAAUACUUGUCUACGACCUGCAGGUGGAAACGUGCAAGGUAUUUGGCAGUAGUGGAAUUCGGUUUAUGACUAUGGCGGUAACAUCACAAUAUGCCGCUCUUAAGCUGUCUUUAUGACGUUCAGAUUUCAGAGAAAGUAAAAAAGAACCUUUAAUGUGCUUUUUAGGUUUGACUAUUUUCUGAUUAUUCUUUUUUCUUUUUCUUUUUCUUUUUCUUUUUCUUUUUUGUUUUAUUUUAUUUUAUUUUAUUUUUUAUGGCGGUAGGGGGUAUUCCUAUUAUUUAGUUAUUCUUUAUGCCAUUUUUUUUUUCCUUUUCCACUCUGCCACGAGCCCUAUUUAAUUGUUAUAACUAAUACAGACUGUAUAUAAUCAUAUAUUUAACGGGCCUGAAGAAAAAAUAUCAAGCACUUGGAAAAUCUUAGAUUUGUUUUGUUGAUAUAAUUAUAUUAAUUCAUUUAAUCGUUUAUUAAUACAUGAAGUUGAAAAGAUAUGAUAAUUGUUAUAAUCAUUGAUCUGUGGCAUUAAUUUGUUUUUAAUUUGUCAAUUACAUCAGGACACAAGAAGAGCACAGCGUCGAAUGGCAAGCGUUCUACCUUGACUCCAGAUCAGCUGACUUUAAACAAACGGAAAAGAGACGUACCACCGUUUUAGAGAGGCAUGAUUUUUAAGUACACAUAGGGUUGACAUACAGUGUGGAUUCAUACAUGAUAAUACAAACACAAAGGAUAAAAUACUGGUUAAGAGAGAGUAAGGCGAUGGUCAAAUGAUUUUUUUGUUGUGUCAUGUCUUGGUGUCAUUGCAGUUUAGAUUCACUAAAUCAAAUAGCAGGGUUAUACAGCCCGAAGGUGCGUUUAUUAACACAAACUAUGCAUCUAAAGUAGUCGUGAAACGUCAGUCCAACAUUGCAGGAUUUAAUACUUAAACCGACAGCUAAUAUCACAGCUAAUAUCAAUGACAGCUUGGUUAAAAGUUAACCAGCACCUCUACAAAGAUGAUCGAUAACCUGAUGCUGGAAUAGCAAAGCAGUGACGAACAUUGGAGUACUGACCAAACUUAAGGCUGGUUUUUCACUAGCGACGGAGUCUGAGUCGGAGUCGUAAUCAGAAGCGUAGAGCUUAUGAUCUGGUGAAAACAGCGUUCCGAUUCCGUUUACGACUCCGUCGCUUACGUUUCGCUUAUGAUCUAGUGAAAACCAGAUUGUCGUGGUCAGAAGCAGAAGCAGAAGAACUAAACCAAUCACAAAGCGUGAGAAAGUGCAUUGUGAUUGGUUUAUCCUUCCAACUUCUUCCAACUCCGACAGUCUGGUUUUCACUAGAUCAUAAGCGGAACGUAAGCGACGGAGUCAUAAGAGGAGUCGGAAGAAGUGGAAACGUUCUGAUUCUUCUGACUCCGAUUCCAUCGCGCUUAUGACUUCGCUUACGAAGCUCCGAUUUUUGAUCUUCGCUAGGUCAUAAGCGCUCUUACCACUCCACUUACGACUCCGACUCCGACUCCGAUUCCGUCUCUAGGGGAUUAACAGUGUAAAGUAAGAUUAAAACGAGUAAAGUCUUAUUUAAAGGAAGUUGUGAUAAUCAAAACAGACGAAAACAGACAAGUAGGGCAUAUCAUAUAAAUUUUCCUGAAGAUUUUAAAGACUGUAGCAAUGAAUAAAAAUCGUUUAGUACCGUAGUCCAGUGUGUACUGGGCCUCUUAACUAAGUUUUUGGGGGUGAUUUUUCAUUUUUCACUUUCGGUAACAAAAUACUUCUUACAACAAAUGUAUAUCGGAAAAUCGGCCCCAAUCAAAUUCUGUAUCUGUAUCUUUGUAGGUUCACAAAAGAAAGAAAAAACGUUAAAAAUCUAGCAAGUAGAAUUUCAAAAAAUACAGAAAAAAUAACGCUGAAAAAAUUGGUCAUGGUCCCUCUAUCUGAUUAAGCGAUAAAUUCGUACCUGAAUCCUAGAGUUUCAGGAUUUAUUCUUUCGAAUUCACACUUUUCCAGCCAUUUUCUCGAGGCAAACUGUAGCGGCAGCCGUGUUGCCUCAAAAUUAACUACAUGUGUCUGUCAUUUUUAGCAUAAGUUCCCCUGAGAAAAUAAACGGCUAAUUGUAGAUCAUGAAAAAAAGGAAACGAACCGUUAACUUUGACAUCGACAUACACAAUUCAUUUAACAGACGAAAGGGGUAAAACAAAACAAAUAUUAUUGUGCCUGACAAUCGACAAAAUUCCCCUCCAUUCCCCAUAACGGAUGAAGCGCGCGUUAGAUACUCAAAAGAAUUAAUUUCCUUCAUCUCCAACAUAAACCUACAUAGUUAACAUAAAAACCAAAAGUGUAACUAAUGCAAUUCUAUCCCCACCCCCCUUCACGUCCUUUCUUUCUCCUCGCCCUUAUAAUUACUCCUCUUCUUUUUUUUCGUCUCUUGUCGUUAUCGGACGCAAAAAAAGUGUUCCUUCUGGCCCUUUUCGACGCAGAUGGCGCCAAAUUUCUCUAAGUUUGUGUUUUUACAAAUCAGCUUACUGACCCUUACUUUAUUUUGUCAUUAUCAUUAAGGUCAUAUAUUGCCACGGCGGCGGCGCCGGCUUACUUUAGUGCUUAUAAGUAAGUCAUAGCAAACUAUUUGCUUACUUAUGACGAACACCUUUACAGUGGAACAUAACAUUAAUAGUUCCGUUAGCAUCACUAGAAAUAAAAUGCAAAACAUAACAAAGCUAUUUCCCCAAGUUUCCUCUUCGCAUGUCAGUAAACAACGUAAAUGAUAAUUACCAAGGUAAAACACAUAACCUGCCUUAACCAAAGACCAACAAUAGUGCAUUCAAAACAGAAAUACUAGAUAACCACAUAACCUCGGGUGGUCUUUCAACACAUUUUCCGUUAUUGAAUUAUAAAACUGAAAUAAGAUGAAUCGAAACAGAAACGUCACUUAGCGCCUCAGGAGGUCUUGUCCGUGAUCUCAUGUAGUUCAAAACUCAAAGCAGUUGACGAGUCAUCACAAACUUGUUAACAGCCGGAGGCAGCAUUGUUGCGAAUUAGGGAUAUGGAGUCCAAAAAGUUAUUCGUCUUCAUAACGUUAUGGUUUAUUCUAAGCUGUGAGCUGUUAAGCCGGACAAGUUCUGAUGCGUUUGAGGGGCCAAAACGGAGGAAUUACAGACGACGAAGGCGACUUGAUCAAAGAAGGCGUUUUGAAAGACGUGAAAGACGGGAUGAUGCUUUUGUGUCUUCCGUCUUAAGGAAGAACUUUCACGGCGUUUCCAGUUUGGUACUGUUUUGUUUUAAAUUAGAAAUAACGAUCUGUAUUCUAUACCACUCUUAAUGACCAAAAUUUGAUAGCCAAUUUGAUUUAUGAAGCUCUGAGUAGGUUAAACUGAGAACUUGGCAAUUUAUUGGCCAUUUGUUGGAAAACCACUUUAGAGUAUACUUGGUAUACUCAAACCCUGAAUUGCUGAGUUACUAUUCUGAAAAAAAAAGUAAGAAAGAAAAGUUAAAGUCCAGAUCUUGUGUUCUCUACUUUAACCUAAAUGAUAAACUUUAUUUUUAUCUUAUCUUAUUUCCUCACUAUGGAGUUUUGAGUAACUAAUCGUUGGACAAUUUGUCAGAAAUUUUUUUCCUAGAGCACUUCUUUGUUCUAACUCCAAGCCUUAGUCCAUCACAACCUCAGUGUUGUACAGCUUUUUGUUGACUAUUAGCGAGCCAAACGAUUUGUGUUUAUCUAGGGGUAAAAGACUGAAGAAAAUAAAGGGAAAAAGCCACAUUGAAUCGAAAAACAUUGCGGAAGAUAAAUCGCGCAUAGAAUGGAAGAGGAAGUCGGAACACCGACAAAAGAAAAAAAUUACUAACUUCAAUAUAGUACAAGAAAGAAUACCGCUUGCUUUGUUUGCACGUUUCCAUGCGUAAAUACAAAAGAACAGGUUGAAUCAACAAUGCUCAGUACUUGCUUACGACCUGCAGGUGGAAACGUGCAAGGUAUUUGGCAGUAGUGGAAUUCGGUUUAUGACUAUGGCGGUAACAUCACAGUAUGAAGCUCUUAAGCUGUCUUUAUGACGUUCAAAUUUCAGAGAAAGUAAAAAAGAACCUUUAAUGUGCUUUUUAGGUCUGACUAUUUUCUGAUUAUUCUUUUUUCUUUUUCUUUUUCUUUUUUGUUUUAUUUUAUUUUAUUUUAUUUUUUAUAGCGGUGGGGGGUAUUCCAAUUAUUUAGUGAUUCUUUAUGCCAUUUUUUUUUUCCUUUUCCACUCUGCCACGAGCCCUAUUUAAUUGUUAUAACUAAUACAGACUGUAUAUAAUCAUAUAUUUAACGGGCCUGAAGAAAAAAUAUCAAGCGCUUGGAAAAUCUUAGAUUUGUUUUGUUGAUAUAAUUAUAUUAAUUCAUUUAAUCGUUUAUUAAUACAUGAAGUUGAAAAGAUAUGAUAAUUGUUAUAAUCAUUGAUCUGUGGCAUUAAUUUGUUUUUAAUUUGUCAAUUACAUCAGGACACAAGAAGAGCACAGCGUCGAAUGGCAAGCGUUCUACCUUGACUCCAGAUCAGCUGACUUUAAACAAACGGGAAAGAGACGUACCACCGUUUUAGAGAGGCAUGAUUUUUAAGUACACAUAGGGUUGACAUACAGUGUGGAUUCAUACAUGAUAAUACAAACACAAAGGAUAAAAUACUGGUUAAGAGAGAGUAAGGCGAUGGUCAAAUGAUUUUUUUGUUGUGUCAUGUCUUGGUGUCAUUGCAGUUUAGAUUCACUAAAUCAAAUAGUAGGGUUAUACAGCCCGAAGGUGCGUUUAUUAACACAAACUAUGCAUCUAAAGUAGUCGUGAAACGUCAGUCCAACAUUGCAGGAUUUAAUACUUAAACCAAACCGACAGCUAAUAUCACAGCUAAUAUCAAUGACAGCUUGGUUAAAAGUUAACCAGCACCUCUACAAAGAUGAUCGAUAACCUGAUGCUGGAAUAGCAAAGCAGUGACGAACAUUGGAGUACUGACCAAACUUAAGGCUGGUUUUUCACUAGCGACGGAGUCUGAGUCGGAGUCGUGAUCAGAAGCGUAGAGCUUAUGAUCUGGUGAAAACAGCGUUCCGAUUCCGUUUACGACUCCGUCGCUUACGUUUCGCUUAUGAUCUAGUGAAAACCAGAUUGUCGUGGUCAGAAGCAGAAGCAGAAGAACUAAACCAAUCACAAAGCGUGAGAACGUGCAUUGUGAUUGGUUUAUCCUUCCGCUUCUUCUUCCAACUCCGACAGUCUGGUUUUCACUAGAUCAUAAGCGGAACGUAAGCGACGGAGUCAUAAGAGGAGUCGGAAGAAAUGGAAACGUUCUGAUUCUUCUGACUCCGAUUCCAUCGCGCUUAUGACUUCGCUUACGAAGCUCCGAUUUUUGAUCUUCGCUAGGUCAUAAGCGCUCUUACCACUCCACUUACGACUCCGACUCCGACUCCGAUUCCGUCGCUAGGGGAUUAACAGUGUAAAGUCAGAUUAAAACGAGUAAAGUCUUAUUUAAAGGAAGUUGUGAUAAUCAAAACAGACGAAAACAGACAAGUAGGGCAUAUCAUAUAAAUUUUCCUGAAGAUUUUCAAGACUGUAGCAAUGAAUAAAAAUCGUUUAGUACCGUAGUCCAGUGUGUACUGGGCUUCUUAACUAAUUAUAACUGCUUUUGGUGGUGAUUUUUCAUUUUUCACUUCCUGUAACAAGAUACUUCUUACAACAAAUGUAUAUCAGAAAAUCGGCCCCAAUCAAAUUCUGUAUCUGUAUCUUCGUAGGUUCACAAAAGAAAGAAAAAACGUUAAAAAUCUAGCAAGUAGAAUUUCAAAAAAUACAGAAAAAAUAACGCUGAAAAAAGUGGUCAUGGUCCCUCUAUCUGAUUAAGCGAUAAAUUCGUACCUGAAUCCUAGAGUUUCAGGAUUUAUUCUUUCGAAUUCACACUUUUCCAGCCAUUUUCUCGAGGCAAACUGUAGCGGCAGCCGUGUUGCCUCAAAAUUAACUACAUGUGUCUGUCAUUUUUAGCAUAAGUUCCCCUGAGAAAAUAAACGGCUAAUUGUAGAUCAUGAAAAAAAGGAAACGAACCGUUAACUUUGACAUCGACAUACACAAUUCAUUUAACAGACGAAAGGGGUAAAACAAAACAAAUAUUAUUGUGCCUGACAAUCGACAAAAUUCCCCUCCAUUCCCCAUAACGGAUGAAGCGCACGUUAGAUACUCAAAAGAAUUAAAUAGAAUUUUACUUAGCUUGUAUAUCGAUUUCAUCUAACCUGAGAAGUUAACUAAAAUUAAUUCUAAAAAUAGAUUCUUUUCGACUUCAUCGAUAUUGACACUUUAAAAUAACAUGUUUAAAACAAAAUGAGAGUUUAAUGUUUUAAAACAUGUGUCGAUGGUUAAGCAGAAACAAAUCAUUUCUUAUUCAAAUUCAGAACUGGAAAAAAUAAGAGUUUCGUUUAUUUUGUCUCGACGCUUUAUUAUUUAAAAAAAUGUAAAUAGGGCUGCUUACUGCAUGAAGGUUACGUAAUCAAUCAAAGAGUCCUUGAAGAAACUAAUUUGGUAGAUCAGGGAGUGUUGUUAUCCGAGAAAAAUUUAUUAUCUAUCUUCGGGCCUCUUUUAAAUUGUUUUUGAUGUCCUUUCUCUUCUUUUAGCGAUUUCCUCCAAGAGUAUAUACUCUCCAGGCAUCUCCUUUCCACUUGUCUGCAAAACUCUCUUAGUUCAGCAUUGGUGUUCACCUUAGGUAAAGCAAAAAGAAGAAGGAAGAAAGAAAAGAAAAGAAAAUGUAUAUAUAUGUAUUGAUGACAAUAGCAGGAAUAGCCCGAAUAAUCCUAAGCCGUAAUUUAUUAAUGGAAUAAAUUAUCUACAUGCCUUGAUCCCUUAAUAUUUUUCAUAAUAAAAUAAAAAAAAAUAAAAAUAAAUAAAUAAUAACAUUUUUCAUUUUGUUAUGAGAAAAUUCAAGACUCGAGUUUGAAGAACCCAGAUGACUUCCUAAAUGCAAAGUUUGAAAGCCAUGUAAAGGUUCAAAGUCGUAUAAGUGGAAUACCCGACCUCAAAUCAAACAAAACGGCCACUUCCUGUUCUUAAGACCAUUAGAAACUUCAAGUAAUUGUUCUUUAUUUUUCCGUUAUCAUAAACUGCAGGUGUGUGUACUGUGAGUAUGUUAAAUGGAUUGAAGAAUAAAAUAAACCCGCACGCAGGCGCAGGCGGGGUUCGGGCAGAGAAGAAUACAAUACAACAAAAUGUUACUUUAGAGAAGGUAAAUAAACAUAAAGAAAACUCCAUAAGUCGAUGAUCUGAAUCAAAUAAGUUCAAAACAGCUUUGUUGCAAAGUCUGAAAUUUAAAACGUGGUCUCUUUAAGACGGAAUAAAGUUAGCUUAUUUAAUUUUGACAACAUCUGCCAUGAUCACAGUUUAAUUUGUGAGAAAUACAGAAUUGAUAUUAACGAUAAAAAAUAAAGGGGACAAAUCUGACUUAAACCUAUAUCCGAGGUGUUCUUUGUUCGGCCUAUUUUUGCAGAGUGCUUUUUAAUCUAAAAAUGAGGCUUUAAAAAAUAAGAUAAAAUAAACCAGACUUUCCUUUUAAACUGGCCAAAUUUGUAAGCCUAGGAAACGUUUCAGAAAUUCGUUUUUAAAAAGAGAGGAAAAGCAAGCGAUUACGUAUCAAUGACAUUCAAACGCCUUUAUGAUAUUUUAUAGAUUUCUAAGAAUAAUUGAAUGCUUUUUAAAAAUAUUCACCCGAAGAUUUUAGAAAAUAUAUUAUACAAUGAUAUUAUUUAAAUAGCUCUUCAGUUAAUUUAAUAAUACACCAAGAAACCGAAGCCAAUUAAGGAAGGCUUAGGUAACGUUUCAUUUAUACAACCAGGGAACGAGUAUAAACAAAAAUAAAAAGAUAGUAUCUUCAAUCCUCAAUGCGUGUAUGAAAAAGGAAGAAACAAUUAAGGCCUUUCCAUGAAAAAUUUUCCAAAAAACAAAACAUUCAUGAACUGAACACCAGAGUAGGAAUUAAAGUCAGUGACUUAACCGACAAGUAUUUGUUUUUCUUAAAAGUAGAACAGCAGGUUAUAUGAAGCUGUUAAAUAAAUCUUAAUCUUAACAUGAGUCUGUCGAUGACAUCCUUAACUGAAAAUAUUUGUAUGUUUGCAAUCGUUUUCACUAUACAAGUAAAAGGUGUUGGAUAUGUAGAUUGUAAGCUUGAUGUGGGUAUAUCUGUGAUGUCAGUUUACAUGUACGUAGUGAUACUGCCUAAGUUUGUGAGCUUUUGUGGAUAAAAUCCUUAGGAGUAAGCAUUUAACGACAACUUUUAUGUGGAGUUACUUUGCCCUAUCUAACUAAUUUUCUAGUAGGAAGUAUGUACAAGUUACUUCAAAUACCUCUGGAGCUAAAUCACGUUUUCCAUGUCUAGUGUGCGGUAAGAACGACAAUGAUGGCGGUAAGAGAAGAGAAAACAGAAGUAGAAACGUCGUAGCGAAGAUUUUUGUCUCCAUGAUCAAUUACGUUUCCAAUACUCGUUGCCAGCUUUCGUCUUACGUCAAACGCGAUAACCAAUUGAAAACAGACUGUGAAGUUCUCAAAGCCAAAGUCCUUUUAUAGUGUAACCUAAGCUAGCCGCAGGGUAAGAAAAAGCCAAGAAAGGGUUCCGGGCCUCGUGAUAACAGAAUACUAUUUGAAAUAUUCGAUUCAAUUAUAUUGCCUUCCCUGGAUAGCGUGCUUGAUCCCAGUUUCCCUCCCACUCACAGCGAUUUCUCAUUAAUAUUUUGAGCAAAAGAUAGCGUAGGUAAAAUGACACCAACGCCUACUUUGUACCGAAAGAAUAAACUACCAAAAAAGGCAUUUAAUCAAUUGUUGCUUUUUAAAGAGUAAAUAUUUUACGCUGUUUUACGGCUUAUUUUACACUUUGCUUGCCCUCUUUGCAAGGUUUGUAGCACGCAAAUUACAACAUUAACAAAAUAACUGAAGAAGAUCGGUUGUUUUAAAAAUGCUUUAAGUAACUUGCUGUUUUAAAGAAACUUACAAACACCAAAAAAUAUGAUAUACAUGUGGACAAGGGAACUUUUAACUUAUCUUCUCCACUAGAAACACUAUAACAAAAAGAUUUUGUUAAGACGUUUUUGAAAUAUUGUGAUUGCCUGGGCUACAUUAAUUUUAAGCAAUCAGGUUCCACUGAGAUAAAAUAGGACAGUACCGGUGUGAAAAUAUUUUGGUCGCUCAGGUAUUUGUUUUUAACUCUUACAUUUAUUCUAUUUAGUUUCAUGCUUAUCCUUGUAUACUUUAAAUUAUUUAAAAACCACACUUUCUCAAAAACGUAAAAAGGACAAACACACGCCGGAAAGGGAAGAUUCAGUCAGGCCCAGGAAAAGCUAUGGUGUAUCGUAAGUGCAUGGUAUUGUAUGAAGGUACACUGAUUUUAUCUCUUAUUAAAACAUUUGCAGAAAAAUAAAUAACUUCUUUUGUCACAGCAGGGUUUCUUUAACUAAUCCUUAAAAUCUGCAAGAUGUAAAGAGAUUUUAUUUUAUACAUUCACAUUUCCGUAAAACAAAUCCCUCCUUAAGAAAUGAUCCUUCGAUCCGCAAUAACACACUUCCCAAUUAACCUUAUAAGUCCUCUUGUUUCAAAAUGCGGCUCUGAUGCACGUAUACUUUGAAAGUAUCAUAUCAGAUAUGAAAAAACGUUUUCACCCACACGUUACUGAAAUAUACUCGCUUUCAUGUGAAUGCUUGUGCGUCAUACAUUACCUUGAUAUUGAUGUUUUUUUCUUAUUACAAUUUAUAAGCUAUUUUAGAUCAUUAUAGAACAGGGUUCGGCAGGUCAAAGGAAAAAAGGGCAUAAAAGACAGUACGACUUUGGUGUAACAGUCAUUUAUUUUAUUAUUUGCAAAAUGCGGGAGUGUUUUUCCAACUGGUAUUCAUUUUAUACUAUUGCAAAUCCCCUGACGCCUUUUGUUCCAUUGACUCGCGAAUUAAUUCCAGCAGAACGCUUUGAACGUGAGAAUCCUUACGCUCAUAUAUUGUGCUAGGUCUCAGGUAUAAUCAAGCGUCUUAUUACGUAAUACCCUCCUUUUACCUCUUCCGGCAUCAAUUAGAUAUUUUUGAUUCAAAAUCUUUUGGAUAUCUGUAUAAACCAGAUGAAAAAGAAAACUGCUUUUCCUCUCUUCUAAUCUAAUAGUCGAUCAAGAAUUUUUAUCUAAUAAUUUACCAAUCUUUGAAUAAUAUUUGGCGAAGGCUAAAAUGAUAUAGGGUUAUUUUACAAAAAACUAGAGAGCAUACAAUGUAACUGCAAAAUUUUGAAAUAACAAAACUUUAGAACAAUUUCAGAUUUGAGAACUUGGGAACAUCCUUUUCGGCUGACCUUUGUCCCUAAUUAUACUAGGCGUCAUUUGCUUAAGUUUCCACGCUCAUUAAAAUAAAGCCUGAUUAAAAAACGGAAAAUUUGAUAUAAAGAUUAAUUUAUCACGUUUAUUUAAUAAGUGACAUGAACCGCAACUGUAGUGGUUCUUUUUUUCAAGUUUUAGUGUCCUUUGGUUCAUUCUUUGUUUCUUCAUUUCAUUUUUAUUUUUUUGGUAUUUAUCAGAAAAUAUUAUUUCGUAUCUAAACACUGGUCUCGUUUAAAAUCCUAAUUUAGAGGUUAGCCGAAUAAUUCGCUUCCUCUUAAAGAUAGUUUCAGUAGAUAACUAUAAUUAAAUCAACGAAAAUCGAUCAACGUUUUCAAUUUUAUCCAUGUUGUCGUUUAUUGUGAGGUUUGUCGACUGAUUUUUGGUAUUCUAAAGUUUGGAUGCGGGGAGUUAAACAAAACAAAAAAAUCGCCACCUUUUUUCUAAACUGCGGACCCAAAGUUUAGGCCUUUUUGGAAGAGAUCCUUCCGAUUAUGAGUAAAUCAUACUAUCAAAAUACACCAAUGGGUAGUUACUGGGCUUAACUUAUAAUCCCCGCACAGCCAACAUCGAUAAUAAAUGAAAUGCAGCAGAGAGGUCUAAACGUCAUGAUCAAUAUCAAAGUAAAUAUCAUGCAACAACGGUAUAACCUUAUCACACACAAGCUAUGCUUAUUAUAAUAACAGAUCUUUACCCCAGCAUCGUUUGUUAAACAAGGAAAGCAAGAAGAGUUAAAAACACACAUAAUUAUUCAACCGAGGCAAAAAUUUUUGAAAAUUAAAGGGAAACAUUCUAUGAAGAUGACUGCUUUUAGUCAAAAGUAUCGCGUUAUUUUCCUUUUGAAACUCCUUUAAGCUUGUAAAGUUGAAAGUUUUAAAGCAAAUGUUAUGGGUUAGCUCGAUUAGUGCAAGUAAUCUUAGUUGUACGUUUAAUUCAUCCGGAAAAAACGUAUAAAUUGAAGUUCUUAUUAAACGGGGCGAUGCAACUUGAAGUAAAUCAACUUUGCGAAGCCUGAUAAUGGAGGAGGUUAAACCUUAGCUUGACUAGCUUUUCACUCAUUGACAGCCGAAGGUACUAACAUUAAGUACAGUUUAUCACAUUAAUAAUUUUAAUUAAAAAAAGAAAAGAAGCAUAAUUCUAAUAACUCUUAUUUUCAGUAAUUCUGGUUUUUAUACAAAAUGGUAGGUUGCCAUGAAAAAAAGGUGAGGAAAUUUUCUCAAUAUAGCACUUAUACAAAGGCAGGGACUACUUUUACAAUUAGCCUGUUUAAAACUAAUAGUUUAACUUGCGGUUUAUUUUUCUAGAGUUACCGUGAUGAAAUAGGGCUGGAGUUUUUUCAUGACGAAAUUCUUUAAAACCCAAUAUGUUGUCUCUCUCUUUGGAAUUCCAGCUGAAUUUAUUUGUAUCUUAUAAUGGCCCUUCUCAAAGUUAAUCAUUGAAAGCAACGCUAGUCAUUUGAUGUUUACUGACUUGAAGCGGAUUUCGGUGUUAACGAGCAUUAAUAAUUGGAGAUGCGCAAAGAAACGGUCAAACAUGGUCGCCUCAUUUAAGUGUUUUUUUGUAUCUUGACAUAAUUGUUUGUUACAAUUUUCAUUAACAAUUUACAUUAAGUAAAAUCUCUUUCAACGGGCUAAGCAAUAAAUUAACACGUAAUAGAAUAUCCAGAAAAGAAAUUAUUUUCUCUAAAGAAGGAAAUAAAGUUAAGUCGAUUAUAUGGUUCAAUCGUUUACGCCGUUGUGUGAAAAGCAGGUCGAUUAAUUUGAACGAUAUCGCUAAGUUUUUCUCAGAGCUUAUAAGCGCGUUCAAAAGCGAUUUUGUCAGAAUCAUCUCCGAGAUAGAGAGUCAAGAGUGAUUUCAUUUAUCGGCAGAAUGACCAAGAUAGGCAGUGUAGUGGCCUUGUCCUGUUUUCUUCUUCUUUGUCAACAAAUGAGGCAAAUUGACAGUUUCGCAACCAGUUUAAUGCCAGGUCAAGGGAAAAGAAACCUAGCUUCCGGUAAUGUUUACGACGCGGAAAACGAACUAAGCAAACUUUGGGGAAAGGAUGUUGGUAAGUAA
Porites lobata is the source of this 20616-nucleotide messenger RNA. NCBI's taxonomy places the organism in Eukaryota, Metazoa, Cnidaria, Anthozoa, Scleractinia, Poritidae. The record is from the annotation of a GenBank genome assembly.